UUGACCAAAGUUUGUGAAAAGAGAGCGGGGGGAGGGGAGGGGGAGAGGGAGCGAGAGAGAAAGAGAGAGAGAGAGAGAGAGAGAGUGAGAGAGAGAGAGAGAGCACCUUUGAAACCUUUCACUCAAAGCCACUGGCAUUCACAGACCUAAGGUGGCUUUGAUCCACCUAAAGCCUUGACUAACUGCAAACACAUACAAGUCAACCAAGAGCUGAGACUGGGAAAUAAGAAUUCACACAACAUCGGAUGAAGUAAAGAGACAUUUACACCAACUGCCAAUGAAUGCCACAAGUGUAGAAAAUUCACUUCACAUUAAACUGACUAUUUAGUGGAAAAGACUUAACAAAAGAGCAGAAAAACACAGAAGACAACCACUCCAGAGAUCAGAAAUGGAGCGGGAGUUAAUCUGCUGUCCAAUUUGUCGAGAUUUGCUGAAGGUGCCGGUGACAAUUCCCUGUGGACACAGCUUCUGCAUGAGCUGUAUUACAAUGGACUGGGACAAUAAGAAAGGGAAGAGAAUCAGCUGCCCUCAGUGCAGGAAGACCUUCAGACAGAGGUCUGAUCUGAUAAAAAACAUCAUGUUGGCAGAUUUAGUCAUAGAGCUAAAAAACAGCAUACUACACACUUCUGAUGACCACUGCUACGCCGGGGCAAAGGACGUGGCCUGUGAUUGCUGCACUGGGAGAAAAUUAAAGGCUGUCAAGUCCUGUUUGGUUUGUUUAGUUUCCUACUGUGAGAAACACCUGCAGCCUCAUUAUGAAUCACCUGCAUUUGAAAAACACAAACUGGUCGACCCUUCCAAGAAACUGCUGGAGAAUAUCUGCUCUCGCCAAAAUGAGGUCAUUGAGAUGUUCUCACAAAGCGAUCAACAGUCUAUCUGCCACAUCUGUGUUUUGGAUCAGUAUAACAGUCUGUACGUAGAGGAAGCAGAGGUCAAACGCCCUGUGACCAUGUUUCAGAAAUUCUUCUGUUGGAUGAAGAAGAAGAGACCCUCUGGUGUAAAGCUGCAGAUCAGAUCCCUGUAGGACAUUAAAAUUGAGUGAAGACUGAGCUGCAGGGGGCGCUGUAGCAAGAGACACACGUUUUCAAUAAUGGAGAUUUCACAACAACUCUAGUACGGUUUUUAUUGUCCAGAAUAAUCCUGGUUACUGGAGUUAAAAAAGAUACAAAAAAAGAGAGAAAACAUCAAAAAUAUAUAUAUAUAUAAAAAUUUCAAAGACAAAAAAAUUUGCAAAAAUCUGUACUCACUCAAGAUAAACGAUUCUUGUGAGAGCUAAAAUAAACCUUGUUAUGGUACAACUGCUGUUGGCCUACAUGUGUGACCCAGCGAUGACCUGGUCGGAUGGAUAAUCUCGCAAUGAUUUAAGGCCUCAGUUAUAUGGUUGUUGCCUACAGUUUGUUACGUUUUUUUUUUAAUAUGUUUAUUGUUUAGUUCAGUCCUUUUAAUAAAUGCUACCAUACAAUUACUUUCUUAAUCGUGUAUUUUUUUAUUUUAUUUUUUGCCUUGUCACCCAUUAACUGCAGAAAAGCUUCCCAAAUCUCUGCUGCCUGUAUUUUUUUUCCCCCAAUCACAGUGCAACAACAUUCUAUUUUUAGUUUGCAGCAGUUUCCAGAACACAAUCAGGGAACACAGUUUGACUAACUGACACUGCCGCCUGAGGACCUGGUUAAC
Molecule: messenger RNA, 1671 nt
Organism: Cynoglossus semilaevis (tongue sole)
Lineage: Eukaryota; Metazoa; Chordata; Actinopteri; Pleuronectiformes; Cynoglossidae
Product: E3 ubiquitin/ISG15 ligase TRIM25-like
Exons: 1
Coding region: 389-1024 (211 amino acids)
Source: RefSeq, a predicted model, not a curated record